Messenger RNA from Salvelinus fontinalis (brook trout), 3309 nucleotides. RefSeq lists its product as uncharacterized. Bases 339 to 1505 code for a protein of 388 amino acids. Lineage: Eukaryota; Metazoa; Chordata; Actinopteri; Salmoniformes; Salmonidae. The transcript has 4 exons. The record is from RefSeq and is a predicted model, not a curated record.
ACCAAUUGAAUUUGUCUAUUUCUCGGCGCAGCCUUCUUCUCUACUAACGUUGUGAAAAACCCUCCUCCACACUUAUCAAAUAGGCUAGUUUCUGAGUCGAAUUUAUCCAGACUUUUUAUUUGAUUACACAUCGGUCUGUAAUCACAAACCAGUAAAUCAUUCAUAGUAAGAAACGCCGUAUAUUGUUUCAUUUAAAUGUGGAUUAUAUAAAUAGAGCUCUUCACGAAGGAGGACGAGGGAUCGAGGGACGCCGCCAUAUUUGCUCUUGCUAGCUAGUGCACUACAAGAUACGGGCUUUGUUUCGAGUACCCUUCAAUUUAGUACCCUUGUAUUUGUUCAUGAUGGAUGCGAUGGAUAAAAGACCUUUUGGUGCAGAAUAUAACUAUAAAAUGUCGGAAAAUGACAUAUCCAGAUUGAUAAAAUUGCGUGCAACGAAUGACGCCAUCUUCACUGGGAAGAGAAACUCUGCCAUGCCUGCCUGGAGAGCAAUGCUAGUAGAGUUGGGUCUCGAAGGAAAGCUUACAACCGGGCAAUUGAAAAAGAAGUGGGAAAACCUUAAAAAGAAAUAUAAGGAUUUUAAGUACCCUCCUCUUGGCAUGGAGAAAGUCAAUCCAAUGUCCUGGCGUUGGUUUCACCUCAUGGACGAUGCCAUCGAGGGCCGCCUAGCUGGGUCUGCCCGUAUCCUAAACCCUUCGCUGUUUGAUUUUGGGGAAGUUGGGGACGUUUCAUUUGCGUCCUCUCCCACUACCUCUCCCAUAGCCAACAAGAGACUAUGUAUGAGGCCGGAGGGAGGUGAGGGAACAAACAUUUUUGAGUUCUGGGCCAAGGCACAGCUGGGGGAGAGUGUUGGUGCUGCGAGCACAGUAGCAGAUGGACAGGUGGCAUACACAGAUGCAGCUACAGAGGAGAUCCGGAGGGCAGCGGUGGAGUGCGAGAGGGCCCUGCGAGAGGAGGGCAGGGGUGCAGCUCAGAAUGAGAGGGCCGCGCCUGACAAGAUGCCAGUGGGUGUGUACGGGAGGACCAUGGCUGAGGAUGUAGAGACCAUAGCUGAAGACGGAAGAGCCAUGUUGGUGAGAAACCCUGGCAGGAACAUUGAGAGGGAGACUGCUGAACUAGAGAGGCAGAUAGCAGAUUUGGAGAAGGAGCGAGAAGUGUUAGAGAGGGAGCAGGCAGACUUUGACAGGGAGAGGUUGAUACUGGACAGAGAGAGGGAUGUGGUGAACAGAGAGAGGGUGGCUGUUGAACGAGGCAGAGCUUCACUAGACAAGGACAGAGCAGCGAUGGACAGGGAGCGAGCAGCAAUGGAACGGGAGCGAGCCAUACUGGACAGGGAUAGGGCGUCGAUCGAGAGAGAGAGGGCAGAGCUGCAGAAAGAAAAGGAAGCCCUAAUGAAAAGCAAGAUUUCCAGGAACAUCGUCUCCACUGAUGUGGAACUGGACUCAUCCACUGUAGAAAAAAGAGAGAAACUGCUUUCCAUAUUUGAGAGACUUGUUGAUAAGCUGUGAAAGAUGAACCAUAAGUAAAAGUUGAAUAGGUGAAGGAUGUACUGUAGGUGAGAGUGCACACAAGUCAUAAACAGGUUUCUAUGUCACCAGUCCCCUAUCAUUUUGUGAUCAUUUUAGGUUAACCUGCACACACAGGGAGUGCAAAGUCAUUCAAUUGGUGCUGGCUGUAAUGAGCAUUGAGUGCAUCUGUGUGAGGUUGCACACUGAAAGAGAAGCUGCUACAAUGUUUAUGUUGCGCUCAUUUCAUUUUUUUGCUUGCAGUGCGUAUGUAUAAAUAUCAGUCAAGUUUGGACACACCUACUCACUCAAGGGUUUUUCUUAUUUUUUUUUAUUUUCUACAUUGUAGAAUAUAGUGAAGACAUCAACACUGAAAUAACACAUGGAAUCAUGUAGUAACCAAAAAAGUGCUAAACAAAUCAAAAUAUAUUUUUGCUUCUUCAAAGUAGCCAGCCUUUGCCUUGAUGACAGCUUUGCACACUCUUGGCAUUCUCUCAACCAGCUUCACCUGGAAUGCUUUUCCAAUAGUCUUGAAGGAGUUCCCACAUAUGCUGAGCACUUGCUGGCUGCUUUUUCUUCACUCUGUGGUCCAACUCAUCCCAAACCAUCUCAAUUGGGUUGAGGUCGGGUGAUUGUGGAGUCCAGAUUAUCUGAUACAGCACUCUUCUUCUUGGUCAAAUAGCCCUUACUCAGCCUGAAUGUGUGUUAUGGUUCAUUGUCCUGUUGAAAAACAAAUUAUAGUCCCACUAAGCGCAAACUAUAUGGGAUGGCGUAUUGCUGCAGAAUGCUGUGGUAGCCAUGCUGGUUAGGUGUGCUUUGAAUUCUAAAUAAAUCACCGACAGUGUCACCAGCAAAGCACCAUCACACCACCUUUAUGCUUCACAGUGGGAACCACACAGGCAGCGAUCAUCCAUUCACCUACUCUGCGUCUCACAAAGACACAGUGGUUGGAACCGAAAAUCUCAAAUUUGGACUCCUCAGACCAGAGGACAAAUUUCCACCGGUCUAAUGUCCAUUGCUCGUGUUUCUUGGCCCAAGCAAGUCUCUUCUUCUUAUUGGUGUCCUUUUAGGGGUGGCUUUUUUUUCAGCAAUUUGACCAAGAAGGCCUGAUUCACGUAGUCUCCUAUGAACAGUUGAUGUUGAGAUGUCUUUUACUUGAACUCUGUGAAGCAUUUCUUUGGGCUGCAAUCUGCGGUGCAGUCAACUGCCGAUAUCUGAGGCUGGUAACGCGAACGUAUCCUCUGCAGCAGAGGUAACUCUGGAUCUUUCUUUCCUGUGGCGGUCCUCAUGAGAGCUAGUUUCAUCAUAGCGCUUGAUGGUUUUUGCGACUGCACUUGAAGAAACAUUCAAAGUUCUUGAAGUUUUCCACAUUGACUGACCAUGUCGUAAAGUAAUGAUGGACUGUGGUUUCUCUUUGCUUAUUUGAGCUGUUCUUGCCAUAAUAUGGACUUGGUCUUUUACCAACUAGGGCUAUCUUAUGUAUACCACCCCUACCUUGUCACAACAUACCCGAUUGGCUCAAAUGCAUUAAGAAGGAAAAAUUCCACAAAUUCACUUUUAACAUGGCACUCCUGUUUUAAUUUAAAUGCAUUCUAGGUGACUACCUCAUGAAGCUGGUUGAGAGAAUGCCAAGAGUGUGUAAAGCUGUCAUCAAGUCAAUGGGUGGCUACUUUGAAGAAUCUCAAAUAUGAAAUAUAUUUUGAUUUGUGUAACACUUUUUUUGGUAACAUGAUUUCAUAGUUUUGAUGUCUUCACUAUUAUUCUACAAUGUAGGAAAUAGUGAAAAUAAAAUAAAAAAUGGAAUGAG